This is a messenger RNA of Musa acuminata AAA Group (dessert banana), 4316 nucleotides long. RefSeq names its product protein FAR1-RELATED SEQUENCE 12-like. The coding region runs from base 246 to 2687 and encodes 813 amino acids. The transcript has 5 exons. Gene Ontology annotation, biological process: regulation of DNA-templated transcription. Gene Ontology annotation, molecular function: zinc ion binding. Lineage: Eukaryota; Viridiplantae; Streptophyta; Magnoliopsida; Zingiberales; Musaceae. The record is from RefSeq and is a predicted model, not a curated record.
AACCAGACGCCGACACCUGUGACUCGGCCUCGGCGGACCCCAAACCACUUUCCCAAUUCGCUUUAUUCCAUCGGGAAUACCUCACGGCCAGAAUUGGAAGGCGAUCUCUUCCAACGCCACUUGUAUAGGGUUCCUCGUCCCUCUCCCUCCCCCCUCACCAUUCGAGCUAUCUCAAAAGGUAGGGGUCGACCAGAAGCGGUUCGAAUAGAACGAAUUGGGCGCUAAUCGAAGCUCCAAGGAGGAGAAUGGCGGAGUUAGCGGGGAGUGAUACUUUUGUGGGGAACGCUGAUGAUGCGAAUUGGAUGCCGAAAGUGGAUAUGGAAUUUAAGACCGAUGAGGAGGCUUACCAAUUUUAUAACAAUUAUGCUAAGGUAGUGGGGUUCAGUGUCCGGAAAGCUUGGAUUAACCGGCGGGCAUCGGGAGUUGUCAUAUCGAGGACUUACGUCUGCCAUAAAGAAGGUUAUCAGGGGAACAGGAGAGAUGAGAGUGAGGUGAAGAAACCCCGGCAGAAUGAGCGGACUGGCUGCCUUGCACAUUUGACAAUCAAAAUUACAGAAAAUGGGACAUAUCGGAUUAGUGAAUUUCACCCAAUGCACAACCAUGAGCUUGUAGCACCAGGGAAAGCUCACGCGUUGAAGUCACAUAGAGUUGCAAAACGGUCUCGAGCUGCUGUUGCCGGAAUGAUGGCAUCACAGAGGGCGAAGAUUGAGUAUUUGGUAAGGCAAGCUGGGGGAUAUCGGCAGGUCAGGUUCUUCUCUGUGGAGGAUGCUGCCAACAAGAGUUGGGCACCGAAAGUCGAUAUGGAGUUUGAAAAUGACGAGAAGGCUUAUCAGUUUUAUAAUGAAUAUGCGAGAAGGAUUGGUUUCGACGUAAGAAAGGCUUGGAUUAACCGAAAAGCUUCAGGGGUGAUUAUUUCCAGGACAUAUGUAUGUUAUAAGGAAGGCUUUCAUGGAAACAAGAAAAAUGAGAGCCAGGUACAACAACAUCGACUGCGAUCAAGUGAGAGAACAGGUUGUCAUGCUCGUAUGACCAUUAAACUUGCUAAGAACGGUAGAUAUCGUGUGAGUGAAUUUUACUGGGACCACAACCAUGAGUUUGUGACAGCACGAACAGCUCACACAUUAAAAUCACACAGAACUGCUAACAGGGCUCGAUUUCAUGAAGUGGACUGUGAGGAUGACUCUAGGGUGGAACCCAUAGCUAAAGAUGAGAAUUUGAGUGAACUGACUGUUGCCAAUCAACAGGGCGAUCUUCUUCCUUCCCACUGUAAGAAUUAUUUGCAUGCCAAGCGUAAGGAUACCCCGAAGCCAGGAGAUGUAGGUGCUAUGUUGCAGUACUUGCAAGGGAGACAAGUCGAUGACCCUGCAUUUUAUUAUGCAAUACAUCUUGACAGUGAAGAUCAAGUAACAUGCUUUUUCUGGAGGGACGGGAGGUCUGCUGUUGACUAUGGCUACUUUGGUGACGUGGUCUGCUUUGAUACAUCAUAUAAAAUAAAUAAUUAUGGCAGGCCCUUAGCUCUAUUCUAUGGUGUAAAUCAUCAUAAGCAAAUUGUUGUUUUUGGUACAGCAUUGAUGUAUGAUGAUACUGAAGAGUGUUUCAAGUGGUUGUUUGAGACUUUCAAAAGUGCAAUGAAUGGAAAGGAACCAAAUGUAGUCCUAACAGAUCAAAAUAUGGCAAUUACCAAUGCUCUUGAUCUCGUUUGGCAUGGUACAAAACAUCGAGGAUGUGCGUGGCAUAUGUACCAAAAUGCAACAAAAUACUUGGCUCAGGUCUUUCAAGGUUCCAGGACUUUUGCAUCUGACUUCCGUAAAUGUCUCUAUGACUGUGAGGAUGAUGAAGAGUUUGCCUCAGAAUGGAUAAAGAUGUUAGAGAAGUAUGAUCUCAAAGAAAAUAUAUGGUUGAAGAAAUUGUUUGAUGAGAGGGACAAUUGGUCGGUGGCAUGUGGGCGAGGAAUGUUCUGUGCAGACAUGUGUAGCACUCAACGUACAGAAAGCUUGAGCAGCAUGCUAAAGGAGCACUUGAGACAAGAAAAUGAUCUCUUACAAUUCCUUGGGAAUUAUGAAAGAGUGUUGUAUGGACGGAGAUAUGAAGAAUUACUGGCUGAUCAUCAUGCCACUGAAAGUAACUCAUUAGUAGCUUCUUCACGAAUGUUGAGGCAAGCCGCAAAUAUAUACACACCAGCUGUCUUUGACAUUUUCCAAAAGGAGUUUGAGUUGUCACUCGACUGCAUGGUAUACAAUGCUGGCAUGGUAGAGACAACCUAUGAAUAUAAGGUUACAUCCGAGGGGAGCCUGAAAGUGCACUUGGUAAGACUAAACCCUCUUGAUGGUACUCUGGUUUGCAGCUGCAAAAAGUUUGAGUUUGUGGGAAUCCAAUGUCGGCAUGUCCUAAAAGCACUUGAUGUUACAAAUAUCAAAGAGCUUCCACUAAGAUAUUUCUUGAAGAGGUGGAGGAAGGAUGCCAAGGUCAUCUCCUUGAGAGACAUGCAUGGGCUUGCAACUGACAAUGAACUCAAGUCAACCAGAGUCAAACGUUUCAGCUCCCUGUGCCAUAUUUUUAGCAUAAUUACAUCUAAGGCAGCAGAAACUGUUGAGGGUUGCAAAUUUAUUGAAAGCCAGUCAGAUCAAUUGUUAGUUAGUGUAUACCAAAUUUUACAAACACAAUUAGAAGGACCUCAAUUUGCUUAAGUGUUUUUUUCCUGUUCUGCACUUUGGACUUUAUGCUUAAUAUUCUUAACUGUGGAUAUAUUUUUACCCGAGUCUGAUGCAGGAAGCUUUGAAUUUAACCAGGUAGUGUAAUUUUUGGAUUGCUUUUGCCAAGUAAUAUGCAUUGAGAUCAUUUGUGAUUGGCCAAAUCUCGUAGUUGACUGGAUAAUUAGUAGGGCAUGUCAUAGCAACAUUUGACAUGGAUGAAGACUUUCUGAAGUAUUUAAGAUGCAUCGAGGAUUGGAGUGUGUUUAGGCCCAUGUGAUCAUUGGUCAUCUUUCAGUGCCAUUGAGGACCCUACUCACUUGGACUCCUACCAAUAUUGGUCAAGACUGCAAUAUUUGACAAAUAUGAUUCAGUCAAAGGACUACAGUGUGGAAUAUUCUUGAGUCUGUUCUGUUAGUACUUUCAUCCUAUACAGUCACUUGGAGUUGGAGGCAACAUAACCCUCUUUCAUUACCAAUCUAUUUAUACUACUUAUAACCAUCUCUUGUGUGGCAUUGUUGAAUUUGUGAUGUAAAGAAAGAAACCAAGGAUGGUUUUGGUAUCUCCUUUCUUUUGAUCAGGUUUUGUUCAGCCGAAUAAGGGCCGUAGUGCUUGUAUUCUGACUUUUGGUGCUUAUGAUGCAGAUCGAAUUCAUAGAAGAAGAAUUUUAUCCUUACAAAUCUCAUACAAGAAAUAUAUAUCUCCAGAUUAACAUGAUGACCCAGCAAGGAUACUGGCUUUUGAAGAGUUUAGUUAAUAAAAAUAUAGUGGGGCUUCAAAGAGUUUGAUGUUUGAAGUUUCUCGCUUUAUAUUAUUGUUGACAUUAAGUUGCAGUUGGCUGGUUUACAUUGAAGUCUGCAUUUAGAGGAGGAAUGCUCAUUGACAUGUCUCAGGUAUAUUCUCUACUAGAAACGUAUGAAGGUGUUAUUCCAGUUCAUGCAACAGUUAUUUGAGAUCAAGGGUUCCAGAUUCCUGCCAAAGUCUGUUCCAGAAUCUAUGUUGACAGCAAAUCAAUAGCAAUGGCCUUGAAGAAGAUGGCAUCAACAUCAUAAAAUAUGGCUCCACUGCUAGAGCUCACAUAGGGAGAAAAUUCAUCAGCUGAAUUCAGUUUUCUGCUGUUUCCAGGAAAAAGAUCACAGGUGAUCAAGAAAUAGAAUGAAUCAGUGGUAACUUGGCUACUGUGAGUUGGGCCUUGCUGAGUGGAACAGUUCUGACCUUUGUUACCAAUUUAGCGUUAAUGUUUUGCUUCAGAGAUUUUUUGCCUGACUGUUGUUUGAAGCUGAACAAGCUUUUCUACCAGUGAUACAUGUUCAAGUGUUUUUGGAUUCCUAAUAGAAACCAAAUCACUUGGAUAACAAGGUUACUUCACUGGUAAGUAACUCCAAGUAAGAAAAAGAACCUUCCAGAAUUAUCUUAUGUAUCUUAAAGUUUUAAUGAUGGAAGGUAUAGAGAAAAAACACUCUCAGUGGCUUAAUAUUUUUGCCAGUAGAUUUAGAAAGUUUGAGAUGAAAGUUUAUGUAAGAACGUGUACAAGAAGUUUUGAACUGAGUUGAGAUGAUAUAUAAGAGAUCUAUUUCUUGUAUUUUUUUAUUGUAUAUAAUAAAGAAUUUGAGUGUUUUACGUAAA